Molecule: messenger RNA, 1207 nt
Organism: Psammomys obesus (fat sand rat)
Lineage: Eukaryota; Metazoa; Chordata; Mammalia; Rodentia; Muridae
Gene: Ccnq
Product: cyclin Q
Exons: 1
Coding region: 43-795 (250 amino acids)
Biological process (GO): regulation of transcription by RNA polymerase II
Cellular component (GO): nucleus
Molecular function (GO): cyclin-dependent protein serine/threonine kinase regulator activity
Source: RefSeq, a predicted model, not a curated record
GCGCCGGAGCGCUUCUCCUUCCGGGGCGGCCGGCUGGGCCUCAUGGAGGCUGUUCGUCCGGACAGUUGCGGAAGAGGUGCGGCGGCGCCGCGAGCCGAGGAGAGGCCGGCUCCCGAGGCGAGGGUGCACUUCCGAGUAACCCGGUUUAUCAUGGAGGCAGGGGUCAAGCUGGGCAUGCAGUCCAUCCCUAUCGCCACCGCGUGCACCAUUUACCACAAGUUCUUCUGCGAGAUCAACCUGGACGCCUAUGACCUCUACCUGGUCGCCAUGUCUUCCAUUUACUUGGCCGGCAAAGUGGAGGAGCAGCAUUUGCGUACUCGUGACAUCAUCAACGUGUCGCACAGGUACUUUAACCCGGGCAGCGAGCCGUUGGAGCUGGAUUCCCGUUUUUGGGAGCUACGAGACAGCAUUGUGCAAUGUGAGCUUCUUAUGCUACGAGUUCUGCGCUUCCAGGUCUCUUUCCAGCAUCCACAUAAGUACCUGCUGCACUACUUGAUUUCUCUCAAGAACUGGCUGAAUCGUUACAGCUGGCAGCGAACCCCCAUCUCUGUGACAGCCUGGGCCUUACUAAGAGAUAGCUACCAUGGGGGGCUGUGCCUCCGCUUCCAGGCUCAGCACCUAGCGGUGGCAGUGCUCUACCUGGCCUUACAGGUCUAUGGAGUCGAGGUGCCUGCAGAGGGUGAGGCUGAGAAGCCUUGGUGGCAGGUGUUUAGUGACGACCUUACCAAGCCAAUCAUUGACAAUAUUGUGUCUGAUCUCAUUCAGAUAUAUACUAUGGAUACAGAGAUCCCCUAAGGCCCUGGGCAAGGCCUGACCAAACACCAGGAUGAUCGGCAGCCUGGGUAUCCAGCAAGUUACUGUGAUGGCAGGUCUCCGCUCGGAGAACUGAUUGCACUAGCAGAGGGAUGAUAAGCUGUCAUUUCAUCCCCAGCAGGCCUUGUUCAGAUAGUGCCAAGAGCCUCCAUGUGGGCAGGACAUAUUCAGCUUCCUAGAAGCGACUGCGUCGGCUUUUGCCCUUUGAGAAGAUGCUGCCUUUGAGGCAUGGACCAUUGCAAGUGCGGCAGGAGGUCUUCAACAGGAAAGUUAAAGAAUAGGACUGCACCCUUAGGACUGUCCAAAAACCGGAUUUGGAGAAGUAUGAAUGUGUAACAUAGAAUCCUAUUUUGUAUGAUAAAGGUUGUGCAAAUAAAAUAUGGGAAAAGUUUAA